CGCCGUCGAACCAUGACCCUCUAGUAGUUGUUUCCCCUUGGGAAGUACGCUGGGACCCAGUAUGUGGCGCAGCAUCGUCAGAUGUCUCGUACCGUGCGAGCUGCUUUCCCAGCUGGGUCCCGCAGACAAGCGGAUGUGGUAUGAAUCAAAAUGCUUAAUCAGGCAAGCUUCGGAUGAGGACGAUGCUUUUCUCCUGCUGUACUCAGUGAGAGUGCGUGACACGGGAUAGAAAAAAAGUCUCGCCGAGGACGUUGCCGACCCUCGGUGCGAACUCGCUGGCGAAGCCUGCUCGAGCCUAAAACCUGAGCCAAAUGGCUACGGUGACAGGCAACCUUAGGGUGAGGACAGAUCGAUGUCACAGCGUUCCAGAGCGCUCUCGCAGCGUUCCGGCGUGUUUUGGAACCACGGCAGCCGCGCCCGAUGCUUUGUCCAGACCCGCUGGCCUUCAGGGAGUCAUCGCUUGAAGUUGUGCGUGUCCGCUUUUAGGAAGAAUAUUUAAGGAAGGUUAAACCAUAUUCGGGGGACGAUGUUUCGUGCUCUUGUUUGGGUAUGGUUGACUAUGUGUGGAUUAUGUUAUUACUGUUUCUGCCAACGCCAGCCUGCAGGAGGACGAGCCCGACCUGAUCCGAGCUCCUCCUCCGAAGGCGUCCUCGUCCUCGGAGAGAGGAGGCGCGGCGCCCUGGCGAGGGUGUCCAGAGGAUGCCCCGCCCCCCUCCCCCCCAGGCUCCUCGUGCAGGUGGUGGUGCCGCCGGGCCUCGCGGGACGGGUUUCGAGAGCCCCAGAGGCCAGGCAGAUGUCCAACCGGGCGCCCGAGAGCGUCACGCCCCACGCGCGGGGACGGCGAAGUUGUAACACGGGCCUGCUGUGACGGGCAGCGCUGGCGGCGCAGGCGAAACGUGGGGCGCAGCAUCCGCCGGCGUGCUCCAGGCCGCUGGCGCAUAAAGCUCAUCGACCUGAUGCACUACACCCUCACCGGCAAGG
This is a messenger RNA of Prorocentrum cordatum, 981 nucleotides long. NCBI's taxonomy places the organism in Eukaryota, Dinophyceae, Prorocentrales, Prorocentraceae. The record is from the annotation of a GenBank genome assembly.